Molecule: messenger RNA, 2344 nt
Organism: Sorex araneus (European shrew)
Lineage: Eukaryota; Metazoa; Chordata; Mammalia; Eulipotyphla; Soricidae
Gene: BRD7
Product: bromodomain containing 7
Exons: 17
Coding region: 224-2167 (647 amino acids)
Biological process (GO): regulation of transcription by RNA polymerase II
Cellular component (GO): nucleus
Source: RefSeq, a predicted model, not a curated record
CGCCGCUCGCCGAGCCGCCGCGGCUGUGGGGCUCGGGCCGGGGGUCGCGCUCAGGGUUCUCUCGCGCGGGGCCUCGCGCCGUCCGGCGCACGCCGCCCCCCUGCCUCGCGGCGCGGGGUCUCGCGGGCCCCGCUCCCGCCCUCCGCUCGCCUGGCCCGGACCGGAAGCGGCGCCGCACGGCCUGGGCCUGGCGCGGGGGGCGGGCACCGGGGCCCGGGCGGACAUGGGCAAGAAGCACAAGAAGCACAAGUCGGACAAACACCUCUACGAGGAGUAUGUGGAGAAGCCCCUGAAGCUGGUGCUCAAGGUGGGCGGGAACGAGGUCACCGAGCUCUCCACGGGCAGCUCGGGCCACGACGACAAGAACGAGCACGACAAGCACAAGGACCGCAAGCGGAAAAAGAGGAAGAAAGGAGAGAAGCAGGUCCCCGGCGAGGAGAAGGGGCGGAAGCGGCGGCGGGUGAAGGAGGACAGAAGGAGGCGAGAUCGCGACCGUGUGGAGAAUGAGGCAGAAAAAGAUCUCCAGUGUCAGGGCCCUGUGCGAUUAGACCUGCCUCCGGAGAAACCUCUCGCAAGCUCUUUAACCAAACAAGAAGAAGUAGAACAGACACCCCUUCAAGAAGCUUUGAAUCAAUUGAUGAGACAAUUGCAAAGGAAAGACCCAAGUGCUUUCUUUUCAUUUCCUGUGACUGAUUUUAUUGCUCCCGGCUACUCCAUGAUCAUUAAACACCCAAUGGAUUUUAGUACCAUGAAAGAAAAGAUCAAGAACAAUGACUACCAGUCCAUAGAAGAACUGAAGGAUAACUUCAAGCUAAUGUGUACUAACGCUAUGAUUUACAACAAACCAGAGACCAUUUAUUAUAAAGCUGCAAAGAAGCUGUUGCACUCAGGAAUGAAAAUUCUUAGCCAGGAGAGAAUUCAAAGCCUGAAACAGAGCAUUGACUUCAUGGCAGACUUGCAGAAAAGUCGAAAGCAGAAAGAUAGAGCAGACACCUCUCAGAGCGGGGAAGACAGCUGUGGCUGGCCCAGAGAGAGGGAGGACUCUGGGGACCCUGAAGCAGCCGCCUUCAGGAGUCCCAACAAAGAAAAUAAAAGGAAAGACAAGGAUACGCUUGACGACAGGUGUAAAAGCAGUACCUUAGAGAGAGAGCAGGAGCAGAUCGACCGCAUCGUGAAGGACUCCGGAGGGAAGCUCACCCGGCGGCUUGUGAAUAGUCAGUGUGAGUUUGAAAGGAGGAAACCAGAUGGGACAACCACCUUGGGACUCCUGCAUCCUGUGGAUCCCAUCGUAGGAGAGCCAGGCUACUGCCCUGUGAGACUGGGAAUGACAACGGGAAGGCUGCAGUCCGGAGUGAAUACUCUGCAAGGGUUUAAGGAAGAUAAGAGGAACAAAGUGACUCCAGUACUGUACUUGAAUUACGGACCCUACAGUUCUUACGCUCCACAUUAUGAUUCCACAUUUGCAAAUAUCAGCAAAGAUGAUUCUGAUUUAAUCUAUUCAACAUAUGGCGAAGACUCUGACCUUCCAAGUGACUUCAGCAUCCAUGAGUUUUUGGCCACAUGCCCAGAUUAUUCGUAUGUUAUGGCAGACAGUUUACUGGAUGUGUUAACAAAAGGAGGACACUCUCGAAGCCUGCGAGGCCUGGAGUCGACAUCACCUGAGGAUGAAGACCAGUCUAGAACACUUGACACAGCAAAAGAAACGGAGCAGAUUGCAGAAAUCGAGCCAGUGGGGCAUUUAGAUGCCGGUAACCAGGACAGACUCACAGCACUGAAAGCAGUGACAAACUUCGGUCCUCCCAUCGAAGUGUUCGACUCUGAAGAAGCCGAAGUGUUCCAGAAGAAGCUUGACGAAACCACCAAGUUGCUCAGAGAGCUGCAGGAAGCCCAGAACGAGCGUCUGAGCGCCAGACCCCCUCCCAACAUGAUCUGUCUCCUGGGCCCCUCGUACAGGGAGAUGCAUCUCGCUGAACAAGUAACCAAUAAUCUUAAAGAGCUCGCACAGCAAGUGACCCCGGGUGAUAUUGUCAGCACAUACGGAGUUCGGAAAGCAAUGGGGAUUUCUGUCCCCUCCCCUGUCACAGAAAGCAACUUGGUAGAUUUAACAGAAGAUUUGGAAGACCCUAGAAAAACGACAGUGGCUGAGUGUGGACCCGACGGGCUGUGAGCGGCUGGGAUCGGAGUAGAAGCUGUGUACAUAUUUUUUCACUCUGAACCUGCCGAUGCUUUUCAGAAGAUAUUAAAUAUUUAUAAAUUGUGUUUUUAAUUAAACCUUGGAACAAUUAAUUUUAAUGUUCCAGAGAUUGGACUUCCAUUAUUAGGUAAUAAAGCUGAAUCUCAAUGA